This is a messenger RNA of Cyprinus carpio (common carp), 3009 nucleotides long. Its product is annotated as rho-related GTP-binding protein RhoG-like. Gene Ontology annotation, biological process: actin filament organization; establishment or maintenance of cell polarity; cortical cytoskeleton organization. Gene Ontology annotation, cellular component: plasma membrane; cell projection; cytoplasmic vesicle. Gene Ontology annotation, molecular function: GTP binding; GTPase activity; protein kinase binding. NCBI's taxonomy places the organism in Eukaryota, Metazoa, Chordata, Actinopteri, Cypriniformes, Cyprinidae. The record is from RefSeq and is a predicted model, not a curated record.
GGUUUCGAGAGAGAGAAAAAUAAAUCUAUCGCUGCGUGCGGAGCUUUUAUUUUGAAGGCGCGUUGACUGUGUCCCGCGCGAGAUCACGGCGUCUGCGUUCACGCGCACGGUUUUGAGCGCUAGUCAGAGAGGCGCGCGAGGAUUUCAGAGGCGGUGCCGCUGCCGUGAGGACGCAGAAUGCAGACCAUUAAGUGUGUUGUGGUGGGCGACGGGGCGGUGGGCAAGACGUGCCUCCUCAUCUCCUACACCACCAACGCCUUUCCCGAGGAGUACAUCCCCACCGUCUUCGACAACUACAGCGCUCAGAUGAGCGUGGACGGCCGUACGGUCAGCCUCAACCUGUGGGACACGGCGGGGCAGGAGGAGUACGACCGUCUGCGCACGCUCUCCUACCCGCAGACCAACAUCUUCAUCAUCUGCUUCUCCAUCGGCAGCCCCUCGUCCUUCGCUAACGUGCGGCACAAGUGGCACCCGGAGGUGACCCACCACUGCCCCAGCGCUCCCAUCCUGCUGGUGGGCACCAAGAGGGACCUGCGCUCGGACGCGGAGACGCUGAAGAAGCUGAAGGAGCAGGGCCUGGCGCCCACCUCUCAGCAGCAGGGCGGCGCUCUGUCCAAGCAGAUCGGUGCGGUCAAGUACAUGGAGUGCUCCGCGCUGCUGCAGGAGGGCGUGAGGGAGGUGUUCGUGGAGGCCGUGCGCGCCGUGCUCUACCCCGUUACCAAAAAAAACGGCAAGAAAUGUGUGCUCUUAUAGUCGGCCGUGACGGAGAUGAACUCGUGAACAAGCUGCACAGGGCCGUUCUCACGCUCUCGCUCUUUCUGAUUUGGUUUCGCUGACUUCUUCGUGUCUCAUUGUCUUGUAAAUCAGUCUGUUGACGUUGCUUGCCUGUUUUGUUUUUGUUGAUUAAUAACAGUUUGUUGCCAGUAGAAGUGCGAUGAUAAAUCAAUCCGAUUCUGCGAUUUUCCGAAUGCAUCGCGAUAUUCUCUUGAACUGAUUCUGAUUGUUAGUUUUGAACAGCAGGUGGCGCUGCAUGCUUCAGGAACAGCUGUAUUCUGCUCACCUCCUGUUCCUUACACAAGCACCACUUGAACUUAAAACAAUCAUUCAUAAAGUUCGAAAAGGUUGACGUGAAUCACGAGUGUGUUCACAGUGGGCUGUGUUUACAUUAAUCUCAUGUCAUAAAAGCUGAGGUGCAAGAACAUUUAACCACUUACUGUACAUGACAGCGCUCUUCUUCGUAUUAAGCAUUUAAGUGUGCAGUUAAAAACUAGCUUAGAGCGCCAUCUGCUGUUAAAAACUAAGCUCAAGAUUCCAGAGAAUUGCGAUGCAUUCUGAAACUCUCAGAACCGAUCCAUGAAUGGGUUUAUCGUCGCAGCACUAGUUGCCAGGUCCACUUGAUGAACGAUACAUUAGAUUAGUGAUGUCCAUCUGUCAGGAGCGUGUGGAGCUCUCCACUGCCUCGACUCACGGCAUCCUGUGCGUUUAGAUGAAUGUGCAAUAUAAUGAAGACUGAACGAGGUCCACAGAUCAGACUUACGUUCAUACAUAUCCCAGCCAAAUCUUUGAAGUGCCUUCAGAAUGAUUUUUUUUAAUACGCGUAUAGCUGUUCAGCAAUAUUUCCAUAGGUUGUGUAAAACGGAUGGUUUGGGUUGCACUGUGUGAAUUUCAUGUAGAAAACUUGCAGGAUAUAUUUUACUCCAAAGUCAAAAGAAAAAAUAUACUUCCCAUAAAGAAAUUAAAUCUUUUAAAGGAGCAUUACGAUUUUUUUUUUUUAAUGCAAAAAAGUCGUCUUUUUUUUUUUUUUUUUUUUAAAGAAAGUCACUUCUCCAGAAACAAUGACUGAUUUUUAUUAUUAUUUUUAUAUAUAUAUAUAUAUAUAUAGUACUACAAAUACUGUAAUGCUGUACAUUUCCAAUUAUAUUUUACAAAUGCAAAACGUCUUAAUGGUCCAAAACUAGAUAUUUUUAACGUGGAAUAUAUUUCCUUAGUUGUGAUUUUGUGGUUAAAUAUGACCCUGAAGCUUUGUUCGAUUAACCCAUCAUCCUGAGAAUCGUGCCUUAUGUGCUUUUUAAUAAAGGGCUGCUUCCCGCUGCUAAACAAGUGUUAGUACUGUUGUUGUGAUGGCAGAUUUAAGCAUUGGCCCGUAUUUUCCUCUUCACAGACGGUCAGUCAGGUUACUCUGCAUGCCUCACUGGAGUUCACCAGAAAGCCUGGCGUCAGAGUUACUCUGUCAGUGUGAGUCUGCCUCGGUGUGUAGCGCUCCACGAGAGCGAAGCUCAUUCAGUGAUCGUCAGCGAGCACCAAAACGCUGAUGAGUCGCCUGCUAAUCCGCCGGGUCCAGAGUACAACCCCUGCCAGGACCUCGUGUCAUUUCAAUAUCCUUAUCUCACGUACAUCAGCAUUUUAAGAUGCCAGAUGUGAUGUGAUGUCUUGCUCCGCUGGCAUGCGUGUGAUUUAGCUUUCAGAACUGGAAGUCAUGGUUAAACAUUUUGCAAAACUGACGUGUGUGGAAACCUGGGACUAGACAGCCGAUGUUUUAUAACCAAAACAGUCAUUUUUUUUUUUUUUAAUUGCCUUGGGUUUUUAACUUCUUGCUUUUUCUGAACUCUCUGCCAGACUUGACCAAAGAGUGCCUUUGGAUACAAAGAUAUGUUAACUGGACUCGUGUAUGCUCACACUUGAGUCAUAGCAAUCACAGUGUUUCUGUUGUUAAAGCAGGACAGUGUCUAAUCAUUCCUUACUUUGAAUUCAUUGCCAAACUGGAUGUAAGGGAAGUGAAAUCUGUGCAAAGGCUGAAAUCACUAUGAGGUGUGCCACUGCUGAAUGGCGAGUGAUUGUGACAGUGAACCGCUUUCUGUUUCGUCUGUGUGUCUAUGGUGUGUGGUACUACAUGUAUACACUGGGAACUCGAUUUUUAUCAAAAAUGCUUUUUUAUAACCAAAAUAAACUGUGUAAAUGAACUAACCGUGAAAUUAUUUUAAAUUAUGCUGAAUAAAUGUUUAGACUCUU